This is a messenger RNA of Choloepus didactylus (southern two-toed sloth), 2844 nucleotides long. RefSeq names its product family with sequence similarity 222 member B (gene FAM222B). NCBI's taxonomy places the organism in Eukaryota, Metazoa, Chordata, Mammalia, Pilosa, Megalonychidae. The record is from RefSeq and is a predicted model, not a curated record. The transcript is spliced from 3 exons. The coding region runs from base 480 to 2168 and encodes 562 amino acids.
CAUCAAGAUAGGUUAUGAGACCUAAUUAGGAAAACAUCACUAAAGGCCAUGUCACAAUAUCAGGUUCUAGUAUUCCCUUCCCUUCCCUGGAAUUUGCUCUCAGGUAUAUUAGCCCCAUAGGGGAGAGGUUAUUAAAUAUAUAGAUCAGCAUUCAGAAGGGAAGGGAUUAGACUUCACUCAUUUGACCCUACUGGAAGAUUUUUUUUUGAAGUAUGAGUAGUUGGCUCACUGUUCAUUCUGUUAUCCCACCCACCAGUGACCUCAAAAGACCAAAUACCUGCCAGAACUCUUGGCCAGCUCUAUAUUGAUGCGUUCAAUCUUCACUUCUGUCUGCAGUUGCUAUCUUAGACACAGUUUGAGCAGUGUCUUUUAUAAAGUAUCUUUCAGCCACCUCAACCUGGUUUUGCAAGCUGGAGCUCCCUGAGGCUCAUCAUGACAGUGUGAGUGACUGCCCCAUGUUGUGUUGAUGCCAGUCUGCCAUGCUAGCCUGUCUACCAGGGCCAGGUGACCUGUCCUUUCAGCUUCUUUCUCACACGCAGAUGAACACUGGACUUCAGAAAUGGGACACUACACAGAAAAUGAGAACUGCUCACUAUCCUACCCCAGCCGAAUUGGAUGCGUAUGCUAAGAAGGUCGCAAACAACCCACUGACUAUAAAAAUCUUCCCCAACAGUGUGAAGGUUCCCCAGCGGAAACACGUUCGUCGUACUGUGAACGGCCUCGACACAUCAGCCCAGCGCUACAGCCCUUACCCGACUCAGGCUGCCACCAAGGCAGGCCUUCUUGCUAUUGUCAAAGUGCCAGCCAAAAGCAUACUCAAGGACUUUGACGGCACCCGAGCCCGGUUGCUCCCUGAGGCCAUCAUGAACCCCCCAGUGGCGCCCUAUGCUGCUGUGGCACCCAGCACUUUAGCUCACCCCCAGGCCCAGGCUCUGGCCCGCCAGCAGGCCCUGCAGCAUGCACAGACCCUGGCCCAUGCUACACCCCAGACGCUUCAGCACCCUCAGGGUAUCCCGCCAGCCCAGGCACUGCCCCACCCUCAGAGCCUCCAGCAGCCUCAGGGCCUGGGCCACUCUCAGCCCAUGACCCAAAACCGUGGCUUGGUCCACCCUCAGGCCCUGGCUCACCAGGGUCUCCAGCACCCCCCCAACCCAUUGCUGCAUGGAGGCCGGAAGAUGCCAGACUCAGAUGCCCCCCCGAAUGUGACUGUGUCUACCUCAACUAUCCCCCUUUCAAUGGCGGCCACCCUGCAGCACAGCCAGCCCCCGGACCUGAGCAGCAUCGUGCACCAGAUCAACCAGUUUUGCCAGACGAGGGCAGGCAUCAGCACUACCUCAGUGUGUGAGGGCCAGAUCGCCAACCCCAGCCCCAUUAGCCGCAGUCUACUCAUCAAUGCAAGCACCCGGGUGUCAACCCACAGCAUCCCCACACCAAUGCCUUCAUGUGUGGUCAACCCCAUGGAGCACACCCAUGCGGCCACAGCCGCAUUGCCUGCCUCAGGCCCUGUCAACUUGCCCACGGGCAUCUCUCGUGCCCCCACUGGCUACCCUAGUGACCUCAAGCCAGUUUCCUGGAACCAGCACCAGCUGGCGCACCUACAACAGAUGUGCAGCGAGGCUGGUGGGACGACAGCCCCUGGCCUGACAGGCAAGCAUGUGGCAGGACGCGAGUUGGCAGGGCCUGGCUUUGUGGGCAAGGCCCCUGCCUACCCGCAGGAACUCUGCCUGGCACAGUCCUUCCAUCUGAAGCCACCCCUGGAGAAGCCAACCCCAUCCCCACCAGUCAACGGCCUGGCAGCCCCACUGGCCUAUCCCAAUGGUCACUAUUUCCAACCCCUGUGGAACAACAUUCUGCCCACUCCCAAUAGCGACAGCUCGGGGUCUCAGGACCUCACCAUGCCAUUCCAUGGUGGGCAGCCCACGGGUGCACCCCUCGACUGUGCGGCAGCUGCUGGGGCUCACUACCGAGCAGGGACCGGGGGCGGUCCAGUGGCAAGCCAGAACAGCUUGAUGCAAACAGUGGAUUACCUAAGUGGGGAUUUCCAGCAGGCCUGCUUCAGAGAACAGAGCCUGGCCAUGCUGGGCAAGGCCCACCGAGGCCCUGGCAAUCAUGCCCCUGACCCCACAGAUAGUCGAAGUCUUCAUAUUCAGCACCCAGGGUAUAGAUAGGUAGCCCUGGUACCCUCCACAGGAUGCACAUCAUACAUCACCCUUCUGUGUUUAGUCGUACUUUUGAGUAAUUGGAUAGUUUUAAAAUUUCACUGCUCCAAUGUGAUCAUUCUUAAACCUCUGAGAAGGAGAAUUUGGUGGGAUCUAAUUGGGGGCAGAGGGGGUCCUCUGUGCCCUUAUACUUCCCUCCACCAGCCCCAGCAACUUUUUUCAUGUUAGGACAUCACUUAACCCCAAGCUCUGCACUCCACUGCCUGCCUGUCAGUCAGUCCCUCCACCAUGGCCGUCUCCCACCUGCCGCCUCUUGUCUUUUCCCAAACCUCUCUGCCAGAUUCCCUUAGGACUGGGGUGUGGGCUGAGUGAAGGGCCCUAGAGUGAGGUAGCUCUAGGUGCCCAGCACCCUUAGCUAGGUCUCUCCCGGUCUCUCUCUCUUUGAGACUAAGAAGCCAGGUUUUUCACGUCCUCUGGAAGCCAAUCCUUACUCAUCCAAAGACCUCAAAUUAAAAUUAAACAAGUCUUCAUUUCCUCACCAUUCCUCUUUAUUCCUCAAGGCUUUUGUUUUGUUUCGUUUUCUUACUAUUUAGAAAUAAUUUCAAACUUAACGGGAUGAUUGCAAAAGUAAUACAAAACCCAUACAGAGAAAUUCAACAUAUCCUCCCCCACCCAGAUACCCAGA